ACUGAAACCAGAAUCAGCGUUACAUAUCUCUUUCACUCACGCACCAGAAAAACCAGUUCUCAACCAUGUUCCGAUCACAGCGUUAAACUGAAACAUUUCACGGGAUUCCUUGGCCAGAAGGUCAGUUCAUGAAGAAGGGAGUUACGUGGAGUUGCCCUGAGGAUCCUGUGUGAGCCCUGACCACAUCAUGGAGGACAGUGCAGAUCCAAUGAGAGAACAGGAAGAUAAUGCGAGCAACAACAAUGUUCAUCACAGCUGCACAGACCAAACCUACCUGAAUGAGAAGAUAGUAAUCCCUGAAACAGGAAGGGCAGGUUUCAGCUUCAGGAAGCUAUGGAUGUUCACAGGACCUGGCUUCCUAAUGAGUAUUGCUUUCUUGGACCCAGGAAACAUUGAGUCUGACCUUCAGUCUGGGGCAGCAGCAAAAUUUAAGCUGCUGUGGGUCCUUCUCUUAUCCACGUUCCUUGGUUUGCUCCUGCAGAGACUUGCAGCCCGUCUUGGAGUGGUAACUGGGCUGCACCUCGCUGAGGUCUGUCACAUCUACUACCCAAAGUAUCCACGUUGCAUACUGUGGGCAAUGAUUGAAAUCGCCAUCAUUGGGUCUGACAUGCAGGAGGUCAUUGGUACUGCAAUUGCCAUCAAUCUACUGUCCAGUCAAAGGAUUCCUGUUUGGGGAGGAGUCAUUAUAACUAUUGUAGACACCAUUGGGUUCCUGUUCCUUGACAAAUACGGUCUCAGGAAGUUGGAAGCUUUUUUUGCUCUCCUGAUUGCGAUCAUGGCAAUAACAUUUGGAUAUGAGUACGUAGUGGUAAAACCCAAUCAGGGUCAAAUAGUGAAGGGUCUAUUCUAUCCAUACUGUGCUGGAUGUGGCAGAGCAGAACUACUUCAGGCUGUGGGCAUCGUUGGAGCAAUCAUUAUGCCCCAUAAUAUCUACCUCCACUCAGCCCUCGUCAAGAGUAGACAAGUAGACCGGAGCAAACCAUCAGAGGUGAAGGAGGCAAAUAUGUAUUACCUGAUCGAGUGCUCUGUGGCCCUGUUUGUGUCACUGCUCAUCAAUAUAUUUGUUAUCGCUGUGUUUGGAGCUGCCUUUUACCAGAAGAGCAAUAUGGAUGUGUAUGAUGUCUGCGCUAAGAGUGGAAGCCCCUACCUUCAUGUGCUGCCAAAGGACAAUAACACCUUGGAGGUGGAUAUCUUCAAAGGGGGCGUUGUCCUUGGGUGUUAUUUUGGAUCACCUGCACUCUAUAUCUGGGCCGUUGGGAUUCUAGCUGCAGGUCAAAGUUCAACAAUGACGGGGACCUACUCCGGCCAGUUUGUGAUGGAGGGCUUUCUCAACCUGUCUUGGACACGAUUUAAGCGAGUGACUCUAACACGAUCACUGGCGAUCGUUCCGACAUUGCUAGUAGCAGUGUUUCAGGACAUGUCCAGCCUGUCGAACAUGAAUGAUAUUCUCAACGUCUUGCAGAGUAUUCUGCUCCCGUUUGCUCUCAUCCCAAUCCUGACCUUCACUAGCCUCAGGCCACUAAUGCACCAGUUCACCAAUGGAGUGAUUUGUAAAAUUGUUGGUGUAUUAAUCACUCUUCUGAUCCUGACUAUCAAUGCUUACUUUGUGGUGGAUUAUGUUGAGCAGUUGGAAAGAGUUUGGAUGUAUGUUAUCAUUGGGGUGAUCCUGCUAUUCUAUCUCUUCUUUGUGUUUUAUCUGUUGUGGUUAAGCUGUGUUGUUGCUGGAGUAACCUGCCUGAAUACUGGGCAAGAGAGACGGUUCACCUACGAGAUACUUCAGAACUGAACCUCACAACAGCUUCGUGACUUGGCCCUGGGAGUCAAUGUUGCCAGAUCGAAACACAAUCGUCAAAACCUCUAGGACCCGGAUUGUCUCACUCUCACAGGAACAUCAUUCCUGACACUCUCCUUUCACAUUACACCCAAUGUCCAUGCAAGUUAAACUGUCCUUCCAUGGCCAGCUCUAUCUGAUGGGAAUAAGCUUCUCCUUCUCAGAUUAACUGCAAUUCACCCUCUGUCUCAGUCUCUUCAUUCCUGCCACCCCACCCCCUCCCCAGUACUGCAGUACAGGAGCUGUUUUGGCUCUCCGUCUCUCGCAGUCUGCAAACCUUCAGUCGAACAAGGAAUGACAGGUGUAAACACAGACCUGGGCACCAACUGCCAACUCCUUCCUCAUGCUAAAUCCAGACAAGAAUCAUAGGACAGGGCAGGAAGAAAGCUCUGCAGGAGUGUGAUAAUGGUGAGGCAGGGAGAAUGCGAUAUGGCUGAGGCAGGGGCAGGGGCAGUGGGAUAUAGGUGAGGUAUGGAUGGUGAAGCAGAGAAGGCGGGACAUGGAUGAGGAAGGAGGGGGGACAGGGAGUGCAGGAUAUUGGGUAAAGUAGAGAGGGUGGAGCAAGAAGGGUGCAGUUUGAUGAAGCAGGGAGAGUGGCAGUGAUUGAGGAAGAGUUUGUGAUUUGGUGAUGAGUGAGUCAAAGCCUUUAAAUUUGGGAUCAAUGUAUUCAUGUUGAGAAGCAGCAUCUCGAGGUCGGGCACGUAUAUGGGGCUAAGGCACAGGCCAACUGACUUAUUUAAUCCAUUCAUAGAUAUGAGCAUCACUGGCUGGGCCAGCGUUUCUUACCCAUCUUUAACUGCCCUUUGAGAAGGUGGGGUGAGCUGCUGCCCCAAACCACUGCAGUCCACCUGCUGUGGGUUGACCCACAAUGUCCGUAGGGAGAGAAUUCCAGGAUUUUGACCAAUGAUCAAAUUGAUCAGGAUAGCAGGGCCAAAUGGCUGAAUGGCCUGCUCCUGCCCUAUCACUGAGCUGACUCUAAAUGAUGAACGACGCUUGUCAGCCCGUGAUCUGAUACCCAUCUUGUCCAUCAUUAAUUAUUAUUUGCUCUUUUUGUGCUUGAACAGAGCUUACUUCCCGCAGCUCAGGAUGAAACUUGUCUCAAACUCAGAACCAGCUGCUGGUAAAUGCAGGUGCACACAUUGUGCAGUUUCACCAAACACAACUUAUGGCUCUCAAACAGACAAACAACACUUGAACAACACACACAUCAAGCAGAAAUUUACAAACCAACAUUGUAGAGAAGCAGCACCAACCAAAUACAAAUCUCAACAUGUUUACAGAUUGUUACUCAAUUUGCAAUAUCAUUUUAAAAGUAAUAAAAUAUCUUGAGUCUCUCGUCA
Stegostoma tigrinum is the source of this 3171-nucleotide messenger RNA. RefSeq names its product natural resistance-associated macrophage protein 2-like. Gene Ontology annotation, biological process: metal ion transport. NCBI's taxonomy places the organism in Eukaryota, Metazoa, Chordata, Chondrichthyes, Orectolobiformes, Stegostomatidae. Gene Ontology annotation, cellular component: plasma membrane. The record is from RefSeq and is a predicted model, not a curated record. Bases 188 to 1786 code for a protein of 532 amino acids. The transcript is spliced from 16 exons. Gene Ontology annotation, molecular function: iron ion transmembrane transporter activity; manganese ion transmembrane transporter activity; cadmium ion transmembrane transporter activity.